UCCUUCUUUCCCUGUUGUACACAACACCACCAGAAUAUGAGACCCCAUUUUCUUACAACAAACAAAACCUAGCUCUCUCACUAAAUUUUCAUCUCUUUCUUUAACAUACAGACACACACAUUUACACACAGAAACACAAACACAAACAGAGAGUUAUUGCUCUUUGUAAUGGCUAGUGGGUGGGUGAAGUCAUUGCAAUGCAAGUCCAAAGCCUUUGAAGAUGUCUACCACCCAAAUUCCAAACACCUUAUCCCCAGUGCCAGUUGCAGAAAGAGCGUUCAAAACAUCAAAGACGUUGUUCUCGACACCACCAAGCCCAAGCCCAAACCCAAGCCCAAAAAACCACUCCAGAAACACCCAAGUUCCAGAUACCCAACAACCUCUUCCACCAAACCUGAUUUCGAAACAACCACUGUCAACCGCUCCCGGAGCACAACCACCACCAACACCCGCCAUGCCCCGACGCCGGACCCUCGCUUUCCUUCCUUGACAGAGCUUACAGAAGGGCAUCCUUCGCGGAACGUGGUUGAGAUUAUCUUCCACACAAGCUGGGGACCCAAACCGUUUUCGGGUCGGGUCGAGAUGAUUUUCAAGGUGCACAAUGGGUCACGCACGGUGUCGCGGUUCGAGGAGUAUCGUGAGGCGGUGAAGGUUCGGGCCGGGUCGGCGAAGGGGAGCGAGGAUUGGGAGGAGAAUGCGCGUUGUGUUGCCGAUGGGAAUGAGGUGAUGAGGUUUCACUGCUUGGGUCCCACAUCGGGUGGUGGUCCUUACGGCGGGGCUUGUGCGUGGUCGUUUCCCGGCGGGAAAGGGUCGGCGAUCUGCACGUUUUCCGGUAGCGGCGGCGCGCAUGAGAGCUCCGGUGGAGGGAAGGGAAGAAGGGCUAUGUUGGUGUGCCGGGUCGUAGCGGGUCGGGUUUCGAAACAAAUAGGGUUUAUGGACUCGUUGUUGGAUGGGCGAGUUGGGUUUGACUCAGUGAGUGGGGACAACGGCGAGUUGUUUGUGUUUGACUCGCGUGCUGUAUUGCCUUGUUUUCUUAUCAUUUAUAAAUUGUAAAAAAACGUAUUUACUGCUCUUCCUCUUAAUCUUUUCUUUUUUUGAAAAAGAAAAAAACACUUUUUUUCUGAAUUAUUUUUUCUCUUUGAAUGUAUGUAUUGAUUGUAUGUUGAUUUUUGAGGUAUUGAACCUACUUAUUUUCCUUGCAUUUA
Molecule: messenger RNA, 1205 nt
Organism: Lotus japonicus
Lineage: Eukaryota; Viridiplantae; Streptophyta; Magnoliopsida; Fabales; Fabaceae
Exons: 1
Coding region: 169-1053 (294 amino acids)
Source: RefSeq, a predicted model, not a curated record